Molecule: messenger RNA, 2043 nt
Organism: Trichomycterus rosablanca
Lineage: Eukaryota; Metazoa; Chordata; Actinopteri; Siluriformes; Trichomycteridae
Exons: 8
Coding region: 1-2010 (669 amino acids)
Source: RefSeq, a predicted model, not a curated record
AUGACAAAGGCCCUGGCAUGCAGGUUGCAGGCGGUAAACCAAAAGCGCCGCCGGGGGGGCGCCGACGAGAGAACAUGGGCGCCGUCGGGGGGCGCCGACUCGGGAACAGGAGCGCCGUUGGGGGACGCCGACUCGGGAACAUGGGCGCCGUCGGGGGGCGCCGACUCGGGAACAGGAGCACCGUCGCGGGACGCCGACUCGGGAACAGGAGCGCCAGAGCAGGAUUUUAAGUCUUUUGGUCAAGACAAAGUAUUUGCCUCUCUUAUUGCUGACCUAAAAGACUUAGAGGAUUCGGGAUUUCAGCUGGAGGAUGGCAGCAACCUGAGGGCUUCACUGAUUGCCAUAUGUGGUAUGGAUGUCGAAUGCAUUCAGGAAAUUCAGAGAGCCCUACCUGAACUGGACCAUGAGAAGUUGAUGGUUGUUGUUGAAUACCUUUCAUCAGUGGUUGGAGUCACAAAGAAAGAGGACCUAGCCUAUGUUGAGAAGGAUGACUUGCAGCAUCAUUUGACCCCAAUACAGUGUCGUAAAGUCAUCCAGACUUUUAAACAAAAAGAUCUGAAUGAUCGAGACACUGGUUACAGCAGUAUAUCUGAACAGGCAGGGUCCCUCUCUUCCUUGGACAUAUUAAUGACAGAUGGACAUGUCCAAACAUCAAAUCCUACAUUACCUCACUAUCCUGGAUCCUCUUUUAUAAAAACACAGAACUCAUGGCUUAGCCAGUUAGAAAUUCCUUGGGACAAGAUGCCUGCUUCUCUCACACUGGCUGUAUCAAGAGGGGAGAGAGCUAACCCUGCAGAUAGAAGAGCCAUGGUGAGAACUGUGGUGAGUGCCAUGCAGAAUCACUGUCCAAACCCAAACAGGGCUGCCUGUGCAGAGGUAGCAAAAGAGAUUGUGUCAAAAUAUCCUUUGACCUUCGCAGACACAACAGAGGAAGGAGAACAAUUGGGAAUAGGUUACUAUUCACUUGUUAAUCAGCUUAAGGCAAGAGUUGAACAUGUCAACCGCUACAAUGUAAGUGACAGAAUACGUAAACCAAGGACAUGUUCAGAAACGGGUGAUGGUAGCGCUUCCACUAAAACAGUGCGGUGCAAGGUAGACAGCUACGGCUGCAUAAACUGGCAGCCAAAAUGUCUCCCAGAAGGAGAGACAGCUGACUCUUUAGAAAACAGAAGAAAAACUAUGGUAGCCAUAUUUCAGUCUGCUGGGCCCAGAGCUGUAGACAUGCUAGACAUUGAUAAAUCAAUGAGUUUGACAUAUAUUUAUCAACGGCACAUGAUAAACACUUCCCCUCCUCCCAGUAUCUCUGAGAUUGAAGAACAGUGGCCUUUCAUCUUUACAAAAAGAGGACUCUGUUCACAUUUCAAAACUCUCACAGGAAUUGAUAUCUGUGAUCGACUUGCCGACGCUCUGCAAACCAAGGGGAAGAGGAUCAUUAACUUCUUUCUAAGACAGAUACAGAACAGAGACAUUCAAAGUCUUCUGCAUGACAUUGACAGCGACACGACAGCCAUGCAACACAACCGGACUGGUAUCGCAGUGAUGCUUCUUAUGCUGAAACACUUCCUUGAAAAAGAAGACUUCAUCUUCAUUUUGAUAGAGACAUGUGCAACAUCAAUGUCCAUCCAGAAAGACAUGAAUCUACCAGCUACACCGAGACUGAUCAUGCUUGGGAACACAUUUCUCACUGCAACAAAGUGGAUGGUCAGCAUUGAGGGAAAAGUGGCCUUUGUUUUGGAAGAGCACUUGGGUUUUACAGACGCCUUGUCUGUGUUUUUUGGAUGCUUUUAUGUUUUCAACAUAGAGUACCAGGAAUCUGCGUGUGCAACACUGGAAUUCAUACAAAGAUUCUUUGUAAGAAUAAAUCCUGAUGAAGGAACAAAAUGCACUGCUAGAACUGGGGUCAGUCGUAAGACAGGAGAGAUGGUGAAGAGGAAGGUUGCAGUAAUUAACAACAGAGUAUCAUCUUUCCUUCGCCAGCUAACCGAGUUCGAGUGGAAGAACUUGGAUUAGACAGGAUGAAUCUGAGAUAUUUCAUGUUUUGUC